Salvelinus sp. IW2-2015 is the source of this 6011-nucleotide messenger RNA. RefSeq names its product contactin-4-like. Bases 691 to 3783 code for a protein of 1030 amino acids. NCBI's taxonomy places the organism in Eukaryota, Metazoa, Chordata, Actinopteri, Salmoniformes, Salmonidae. The transcript is spliced from 23 exons. Gene Ontology annotation, biological process: cell-cell adhesion; axon guidance; brain development. Gene Ontology annotation, cellular component: axon; plasma membrane. The record is from RefSeq and is a predicted model, not a curated record. Gene Ontology annotation, molecular function: cell-cell adhesion mediator activity.
AGAAGGUAGAAUUAUUCAUGCAUUGAUGGCAUGACGCUGCAUUUCUAAUCAAUGGGAAACAUAGUAUUUUACGAUACUUGCCGGGUAAUGCUGAAUUGGGCUGCUUUACAGCUCGCGUAGUUGUUUUGUAUUAGAGCCCAACUGAAAGACUUGUUCUAUUAUAUCCCGACCACUUAGACUACCCAGAAGGGUCUGUGCCGCUUGGAUGCUCGGUGCGGUGACUGAGUGCCUCGCCGAGAGACAGCUCGUGUGCUUGCUCUGCUCCGGGUAGGGGAGGGAAACUGGUGCAUCACUGUAAGUACGUCUUUAGUUAUCAACAGUCGCGGGGAGCUCCGUAAAGCAAACUGCUAAACUGUGCACUCUUUACCUAUAUUGCAAACAACGAAAGCGACAUUUAUAGAGUAGGUUACUAUUUGAAUGUAUUCGGUCGGUGAUACAAUACCUUUUGCACUCUAGUGAGGGACGGAUAUUAAUUGUGCAUAGCCACCCAACUCACUCACCAACAGCAUUGCCACGAUUCAACACAGUGAUGUCUGUGUACAGAAUUUUGAUAGGAGUAUCAAAACACGGAUUAUUUCAAUGAAAUACCAAUUGCAAGGAUAAUUACACAUACGAGUGAAGACCCAGAAAGGUACCAAAAGGAUUCCAUACAUUUGUGAUUGGAUGUGAGUCUUUGACCCCAGAAAUCUGAUGAUGAUGUUGCUAUGGAAACUGCUGGUGCUGAAGUCACUCAUGGGGUGCCUGGCAGAGAGCAGUGUCUUGCAGAGCCCAGUGUUCACCAAGCAGCCUGGCAGCAUUGUGUUUCCUGUUGACUCCCAGGAAAACAACAGAGACGUGGUGUUCAGCUGUGAGGCCCAGGGAAGCCCAUCUCCCCUUUAUCGGUGGAAACUGAAUGGCACCGCGAUCACUCCCAAAUCAGCCUCACACUAUAGCCUGUCUGGAGGCAACCUCCGAAUCAGCCAUUUAAACAAAGACCAGGAUGCUGGAACAUAUCAGUGCCUCGCCUUCAACUCUUUUGGGACCAUCGUUAGCCGAGAGGCCAGUCUAACCUUUGCAUACUUGGGAAACUUCAAGACCCACCGAAGAAACUCAGUGUCAGUUCGCGAGGGACAGGGGGUGGUGCUGUUGUGUGGUCCCCCAUCUCACUCUGGAGAUCUGACAUUCUCCUGGAUUUUUAAUGAGUAUCCCUCGUUUGUGAAGCAGGACACACGACGCUUUAUCUCCCAGGAGACGGGGAAUCUAUACAUCGCUAAAGUGGAGCCCUCUGAUGUGGGCAACUACACCUGUGUGGUGACCAAUACUGUCACCAAAACCAGAGUCCAGGGCCCGCCCACGCCUUUGGUGCUCCGCAGUGAUGGUAUAAUGGGUGAAUACGAGCCGAAGAUCGAAGUUCAGUUUCCAGAGAUUGUCCAUGUAGCCAAAGGAUUGACAGUGAAACUGGAAUGUUUUGCAUUAGGAAACCCUGUCCCCUCUAUAAACUGGAAUAGAGUGGACGGAAUCCCCUUUUCUAGGAAGGUGGACGUGAGGAAAGCCAGCGGUGUCCUGGAAAUCCCUUAUUUCCAGCAGGAAGACGCGGGCACAUACGAGUGUGUGGCAGAGAACUCCAGGGGGAAGAACACUGUAAAAGGAAAGCUCUCAUUCUACGCCCCUCCACAUCUGAUAGAGAAACCUGAGGAUGUGCAGAAGCCCAUUGACGACUCUCUAGUGUGGGAAUGCAAGGCCACCGGGAAGCCCAAGCCCUCCUAUAGGUGGAUGAAGAACGGAGAGAACCUGGAGUCACUGGAGGAGCGCAUACAAGUUGCCAAUGGAGCGUUGUCAAUCAGCCGGCUGACGCUGUCCGACAUUGGAAUGUAUCAAUGUGUGGCUGGAAACAAACAUGGGGAGGUAUACUCCAAUGCAGAGCUCCGAGUCAUUGCUGUUGCCCCAGAUUUCUCCCAGAACCAGCUGAGGAGCCCCACCAUGGUGAAGGAGGGAGGAGACGUGCUGAUCGAGUGCCGGCCCAAGAUGUCCCCCUGGGGCGUGAUCUCCUGGAGGAAGGGCAGCGAGGCUCUUCGAGAGAGCCACAGAGUUUCCAUUCUGGAUAACGGAAACCUCCGCAUACAGAAUUCAACCAGACCAGAUGCAGGCCUUUACACGUGUGUGGCAAGAAACCAGUUUGGAGUGGCAAGCAGCUACGGGACUCUCAUGGUCAAAGAGCCGACCAUUAUAACAACGGCACCGUCCACACUGGACGUGACUGUAGGAGAGAGCAUCGUGCUGCCGUGUCAGGUGACUCAUGACCCGUCUCUUAAGCUCAUGUUCACCUGGUUCUUCAACGAGCAGCUGAUCCACUUUGGCAACCACGGCGGAUACUUUGAAAAAGUGGGCGGUCAGCAUUCCGCUGGGGACAUCAUGAUUCGGAACAUCCAGCUGAGACAUGCAGGGAAGUACACCUGUGCAGUGCAGACCAAGGUGGACAGCAUCUCCAUCGCAGCAGACCUGGUGGUCAGAGGUCCCCCAGGCCCACCUACCAGCAUCCAUGUAGAAGAAAUCAGUGACACCACAGCCUCUCUCUCCUGGAGACCGGGGCCUGAUAAUCACAGUCCAAUUACCACAUACACUAUCCAGGCCAGGACACCCUUCUCCCUGGGCUGGCAGGCUGUCACCACAGUUCCUGAGGUGGUGGGGGGCCGCAGUCUGACAGCUACAGUAAUAGACCUGAGCCCCUGGGUGGAAUAUGAGUUCAGAGUCCUGGCAAGCAAUGCCAUUGGGACCGGGGAGCCCAGCAAACCAUCCAAACAAGCAAGGACAAAGGAGACAUCUCCGAAGGUCACACCAGCUAAUGUGAGCGGAGGUGGAGGCAGUCGCUCAGAAUUAGUCAUCACUUGGGAGCCUGUUCCUGAGGAGCUGCAGAACGGAGGAGGGUUUGGCUAUGUGGUGGCCUUCAGACCGUCCGGAGCCACAGGCUGGAUGCAGGCUGCCGUGCCCUCAUCAGAAGCCUCCAAAUAUGUCUUUAAGAACGAGAGCAUCCAGCCCUUCUCCCCCUUCCAAGUGAAGGUUGGAGUGUACAACAACGAAGGGGAAGGCCCAUUCGGACCCGUCAUCACCAUCUACUCUGCAGAGGAAGAGCCUGGCAGAGCGCCCACCAGGAUCCGUGCCAAGAGUCUGUCUGCGUCUGAGAUUGAGGUUUCAUGGAAAGCCCUGCCUUGGAACACCAGCAAGAGAAGAGUUCUAGGCUAUGAGUUGAGGUACUGGGAGAAGAGAGAGAGGGAGGAGGCAGCCAGUGUCCAGAGGACGGUAGGCAACCAGACGUCAGCCAUUAUCCGAGGGGUGAGAGGAAGUAACACUUACUACGUCACAGUGAGAGCGUACAACACGGCCGGGGCUGGGCCUCCUAGUGUCACUGUCAAUGUCACCACCAAGAAACCACCGCCCAGCCAGCCCCCAGUGAAAGUGAUGUGGAACACAUUGAAUUCCAAGAUAAUCCUGAACUGGGAGCAAGUCAAGGCCCUGGAAAAUGAGUCAGAGGUCACUGGCUACAAAGUGCUCUACAAGCGUAACCGACACAGCCGCCCUAGUGUCAUGGAAACCAACACGACGUCGGUGGAGCUCUCCCUGCCUAUGAAUGAGGAGUACUUCAUCCAGAUCAAACCAUUUGGGGAGGGAGGAGAGGGGAGCAGUAGCAGACAGAUCACCAUCCCCAGAAUACCAGGUCCCAAUGCAAUUGGCUCGGCGACCAAGGUCUCUACUUUAUCAGCCCUCAGUACAAUAGCAUUGUCUUUCACAGCGCGAACAUCGUUAUGACAAAGCGCUCCCAGUGAACAUUGCAUCUGAUGCGGAGGCAUCUCAACAACGGAACACAAACACCCUCCGCCUGGUGUAACUAGAUCCAUUCAUUUAGGUUUUAGAGGCAGGAGGACGAGCAACGUUGGAAAAAGUCAUUGAGAUGAGAAGGAGAGAAAGGGCCCCGCUUUCAACAUCCCGCCGGCCGGCGAGAACAGGAAAUCCACCGAUGUCUUGACUCUGUUGUUACCAAAGCAGCUUUCAUUAAAAUGUCUUAUAUGCAUCUUUUGUAUGAUAUGUCUAGCUUUUAUAGAUUUAUUUUGAAACCAAUUCAUAAUUAGUCUGGGCUUUUUAGAAAAGGCAAGGUUGAGUGGAGUUCAGUGUAUGCCCAUACUUACUUACAGAUACAUUUUUUAAGUUUUCAGUUUGUUGGAAAGAGCACUUUUGUUGUCUAAAGUGAAGAGCAUUUUCUGGUCAAAAAUAAACCUGUAACUGUGGUUUCAUGUCAAACAAAGACCAUAAUUCAGUCUUCUUAGAAACUUAGGAAUUGUUACCACUGAAAUUAUGUGUGUAUUGCUAACUAUUUUUUAUAUAUUUUAUUUUAUUACUCCAUAAAACAUUGCACUGAUGCCUGAGGAAAAAUUUGACUUAACAAAAAUGUGACAUUAUGUUAAAGGAUGAGAGUGACUUUAUUCACCCUCACUGGUUUGAAGUCCCAUCUUCCGCAGGUUCCUCAACCUUGACCAUUUAAUUGCACUGGUGACUGGACCCUCAUAUGGCUGUCUAUCUCAUCCUCUCAGUUAGCCAUGUGUCUACUCUGUAGCUAUUCUAUUCAACCUCUGUUAGCCGUAUGUCUACUCUGUAGCUAUUCUAUUCAUCCUCUCAGUUAGCCAUGUGUCUACUCUGUAGCUAUUCUAUCUCAUCCUCUCAGUUAGCCAUGUGUCUACUCUGUAGCUAUUCUAUUCAUCCUCUCAGUUAGCCAUGUGUCUACUCUGUAGCUAUUCUAUUCAUCCUCUCAGUUAGCCAUGUGUCUACUCUGUAGCUAUUCUAUUCAUCCUCUCAGUUAGCCAUGUGUCUACUCUGUAGCUAUUCUAUUCAUCCUCUCAGUUAGCCAUGUGUCUACUCUGUAGCUAUUCUAUUCAACCUCUGUUAGCCGUAUGUCUACUCUGUAGCUAUUCUAUUCAACCUCUGUUAGCCGUAUGUCUACUCUGUAGCUAUUCUAUUCAUCCUCUCAGUUAGCCAUGUGUCUACUCUGUAGCUAUUCUAUUCUUUGCCUUGUGUGUGCCUCAUCAUAUGUUCAAAACCCUCAGGUCCUUAAAGAGCCUUAAACUUAUAUAUAUCAACAACUAUUAGAAACCUAGAUGUCUGUUAUACAGGUGCUGUAUGAUGUGUAGCUACACACUGCACCAAUAGACAGGUUGUAGGGGUUUGAGUUAUUACCAUCCAAUGUAUAUUCCUAUGGUCAUUCUUAGGGCCAAGUUAUGUAGUCAAGAAAAUCUCCUUGUCCUAGUUAUAUAUUAUAGUUAGGGCCAGGGUUUUUUCCUGACCCUGUGACCUCGCCAGGAAAAUCUCCUGGCUCUUGUCAUUCUGUAUGAAGGAGUGGUGUGUUUCAACAGCAUGGUGCUGUUCAGUAUGGUUUAAGGACAACGUGGGAAGCCUGGGACAUUUUAGUGGGUUCACUGACUGCAUCCUUACUAAAAGACAAAUGCUGCUGAUGAUCCUUUCCUUUCCCAUAGUCUUCUGAUGCUGUUUGAAACUGGUACAGUACAUUACGUAUGUAGCUUGUAGUCCAGUGAAGAAGUUAAAAGUGCAGGUAGUUUGUAGUACUUUCAAAGGGAAGUUUAGGCAGGAAUCAUGCAUCGAGAAAUGUGUAAUAUACUUUUUUGUACACUUCAGAUCAUUUAUAUACAAUGAAAACCUUUCUAAAGAGCUGAUUAACUUGGUUUUUAUGUAAUAACACAAACGUUUCAUACAGUAGCUAAAUGUCGCUUAGCAUGAAUGUGUUUGCCCUUUUCUGUACAUCUGCUAACUGACUGAAUGGCUUGAGACCACGCAAAGAGAGCAGGUUUGUGCAUCUCUACCCGUUAAACCACUAUGUCUGGGCUUCUGUCUCAGACAGGUAUGUCAUCCUGUAGGCUUACACCCUUUGGGAUUUACCAGUACAACUAUCCAUUUACUCCAUGUCAAGUUCUGUUUUUUUGCUGUUUGUUUAUACUGUGUUAUUGAAUAAAGUUUAUUGAUUUAUAGAA